Messenger RNA from Budorcas taxicolor (takin), 2442 nucleotides. RefSeq names its product basic proline-rich protein-like. The record is from RefSeq and is a predicted model, not a curated record. Gene Ontology annotation, biological process: negative regulation of transcription by RNA polymerase II. Gene Ontology annotation, cellular component: nucleus. NCBI's taxonomy places the organism in Eukaryota, Metazoa, Chordata, Mammalia, Artiodactyla, Bovidae.
AUGGCUGCUCACCUCACUCUGGGGCCUCCAAGACCGUCACCCCCCCCAACCCCCCCACCGCCCCCACCGCCCCCACCGCCACCACCCCCACCCCCACCGCCACCACCCCCGCCCCCACUCCCCCCACCGCCCCCACCACCAGCCCCACCACCCCCCACCGCCCCCACCACCGGCCCCCACCACCCCCCACCGCCCCCACCACCGCCCCCACCGCCCCCCACCGCCCCCACCACCGGCCCCCAUUGCCCCCCACCGCCCCCCACUGCUCCCACCCGCCACCACCCCCCACCACCGGCCCCCAUUGCCCCCCCACCGCCCCCCACUGCUCCCACCCCGCCACCACCCCCACCACCGGCCCCAUCGCCCCCCACCGGCCCCCACCACCCCCAACCCCCACCACCGCCCCCCACACCGCCCCCACCGCCCCCCACCGGCCCCCACCACCCCCAACCGCCACCACCGCCCCCCCACCGUCCCCCACCGCCCCCCACCGGCCCCCACCACCCCCAACCCCCACCACCGCCCCCACCCACCGGCCCCCCGCCACCACCGCCCCCACCACCGGCCCCCAUCGCCCCAACAGGCCCCCACCACCCCCAACCCCCACCACCGCCCCCACCACCGGCCCCCCCCCCACCACCGCCCCCACCACCGGCCCCAUCGCCCCCAACAGGCCCCCACCACCCCCAACCCCCCCCACCGCCCCCCACCGCUCCCACCCCCCCACCACCCCCCCCCCCACCGCCCCCCACUGCUCCCACCCCCCCACCGCCCCCACCACCGGCCCCCAUCGCCCCCCACCGCCCCCAACCCCCCCACCCCCCCCCACCGCCCCCACCACCGGCCCCAUCGCCCCCACCGCCACCACCCCCGCCCCCACCCGCACCGGCCCCCCCCCCCAACCCCCCACCGCCCCCACCGCCCCCACCGCCACCACCCCCGCCCCCACCCGCACCGGCCCCCAUCGCCCCCCACCCCCCCCCACCGCUCCCACCCCCCCCACCGCUCCCACCCCCCCCACCACCCCCCACCGCCCCCACCACCGGCCCCCAUCGCCCCCCACCCCCCCCAUCGCUCCCACCCCCACCACCGGCCCCCAUCGCCCCCACCGCCCCCAACCCCCCACCGCCCCCACCACCGGCCCCCAUCGCCCGCCACCGCCCCCACCCCCCCACCGCCCCCCACUCCCCCCACCGCCCCCCACCGCCCCCACCCCCCCCACCACCACCGCCACCCCCCAACCCCCCACCGCCCCCACCGCCCCCACCGCCACCACCCCCGCCCCCACCCGCACCGGCCCCCAUCGCCCCCCACCCGCCCCCACCGCCCCCACCCCCCCACCGCCCCCACCCACCCCACCGCCCCCCACCGCUCCCACCCCCCCCCCCACCGCCCCCACCACCGGCCCCCCCCCCACCGCCCCCACCGCCCCCACCGCCACCACCCCCGCCCCCACCCGCACCGGCCCCCAUCGCCCCCCCACCGCCCCCACCACCGGCCCCAUCGCCCCCACCGCCCCCACCCCCCCCACCGCCCCCACCCCCCCUCCCACCCCCCCACGGCCCCCCACCCCCCUCCCACCCCCCUAUCGGCCCCCAUCGCCCCCCACCGCCCCCACCACCGGCCCCCAUCGCCCCCCACCCCCCCACCCCCCCACCGCCCCCACCACCGGCCCCCAUCCCCCCACCCCCCCACCCCCCCCACCGCCCCCCACCGCCCCCACCCCCCCCACCCCCCCCACCGCCCCCCACCGCCCCCACCCCCCCCACCGCCCCCCACUGCCCCCACCACCCCCCACCGGCCCCCACCACCCCCAACCCCCACCACCGGCCCCCACCGCCCCCACCCCCACCCCACCGGCCCCCACCGGCCCCACCCCCCGCCCAAGAGAGCUCCAGGAACCAGGAGGUGAAGGCUGAGGUCUAUGCCCCAUGUCCACAGGUCAGAGAAAAGAGGAGGUCCAGGCAGUGCCAGGAGUCAAGCCAAUCUGAAGACUAUGGCCUCAGCAGGCAAGAAGAAGUACCAAGCACCUCGCAUGACCAGGAAGACACCAAGUCCUCGCUCCCAUGCACUACAGCUGCAGAGUACCUGCAGCUGGUCUUUGGUUUGGAGGUAAAGGAGGUGGACCCCAGUGAGCACACCUAUAUCCUGGUCCCCACCCUGGGCCUCACCCUCAACGAGAUGCUGAGGGAUGGGCAGGGGUUGCCCAAACCCAGCUUCCUGGUGGUGAUCUUGUGCCUGAUUGCUGUGGAGGACGACCGUGCUCCUGAGGAGAUAUGGAGAACACUCGGGAGGAUGGAGGUGUGUCCCCGGAGGGAGCACUACAUCUUUGGGGAGCCCAGGGAGCUGCUGACACAAGUUUGGGUGCAGGAGGGGUACCUGGAGUACCAGCAGGUGCCUGAUGGCGACCCUGGUUGCUAUGAGUUCCUGUGGGGUCCCUGA